Penicillium brevicompactum is the source of this 441-nucleotide messenger RNA. RefSeq lists its product as uncharacterized. NCBI's taxonomy places the organism in Eukaryota, Fungi, Ascomycota, Eurotiomycetes, Eurotiales, Aspergillaceae. The coding region runs from base 1 to 441 and encodes 146 amino acids. The transcript has a single exon. The record is from RefSeq and is a predicted model, not a curated record.
AUGACUCUAUCAAACGCCGUCACCACAUGGGAAAUGGCCUAUCAUGAUGCCUGGCACCAGUGGAUAGAGUCGCACGCCGAACUAGCCAGCAUGGUUAGCCAACGUGGUUGGACUUUUACACAACGUGAGGUGGUCAUUGGAAAGCUAGGUUUACUCCAGCUACAACUGAGAAAAGUCAUUGAAAGGGUGUUGACCAUGAUUAGAGAAGCCCCCAAAUGCCGGACACUCCGAAAAGAUAUUUCUGGUGUCAACGCUGACGACCUUAUCCGCAUCUUGGAAGGCACCAAGGAAAAAGUUACAGCGAUCACGGAAGCUCUGAUGAAGAGGGAAAGUUUCGAAGUGGAGCUGAAGAUUUGUGGAGAUAUCAUUCGUCUCGCCGUUUAUUUGGAUAAGCAUAAAGUACAGCCAUAUCUGUGUCACGCCAUGCGUUUGGUGUUUUGA